CGGCUCGCUCAACCUUCGGGGAAUUGCGGACCUACUGGCACCACUUUCGCACGCGUUACGCGUCUGCUCAUUGGUCAGAGCCGGCCUCGGCGGUUCCUGUCCCGCCCAUAGCUGGGGACGCUUCCCUCCGGGGGAGUGGGGGGAAGGGUUCGGUUGCUAGGGGUGACGGCACGCUUGCUGGGCUGCGGUGAUGGGCCAAGGAUGCUUUCUGAAUUCUUGCGUGGGCACUUGGGUUGCUGGACUCCUGCUCCGAUUUAAAAUUAAAAAAAAUCUGCAAGGGAAAAAAAGUAAUUCCAGUCGGGAUCUUACUUUUCAUUAUACGUUUUAACAGAACAAUUCACCGAUAUCUUGAGUCAGAAAAUUCCGUUGAGGUUUUUUUUGGUGGGGGGGCUGAAAUUUUAUCUGCGAUAAUAAUUUGACAAAUGACUGACUUGUGACAUCACUCCCAUAGUUGUCUGCUCACGGAUCUCUUCAUCCCGAAUAUCUUCCAGACCUCCAUAUUAGAUAGGGCCCUCUGCACUUCACUCCUCUGGGUGACUACUAAAAUUGCAUCUCCAGCUGCAUGUCUGCUAAACUCUAGAAUUGUAUAUCCAACUGCCUGCUGUAUAUCUUUGCUUAAUGGUGUCUUACUAGACACUUCAUUACUAAGUAUGUCUAGAACCAACCUUCAGAUUCCACCACCUUCCCCAUCUAAGUACAUGGCAAAGCCAUCCUUCUACUUGCUUGAAGACUUGGAGCCAUUUUUACAUAUCCUACCUCAUUCUUCAGUAAAUCCUGUAGGCUCUGUUUUGACUAGGUGUCCAGAACCUGAGCGUUGCUCACUGCCUCAACCACCACAACCCUAAUCCAAGCCACCAUCAUGUCUCCCUAGCUCAUUGCAACAUCUGUCUGGUCUCCCCACUUUCAUCCUCGUUCCCCUACACUCUUCUCCACAGCAGCAAGGUAUGAAACAUCAAAAACUAUGAAUAGUCGUUUCCUUGGGAGAGGGACUUAGCAGGUAGUAGAAGAGGCAGAGAUAAUAUCUCCAUUUUUCACCUUUUUCUAUCAUUUGUAUCUUCUAACCAUGUACUAUUUUUGUUUGUUUAAUGUUAAUGGGUUACUUAGGCUGUGGGAUAAUUAUUCUGUAUUUUCUCUUCUUUACAUUUUUCUGCUUUUCGUUUUAAAUUAAUGAACUUUAAUUUUUAGUUAAGAAAAGAAAUCUAACCAUCCACAUUAGUAAACUGUCUUUUCCAUUCACUCUGGGUUUCCCACCUAACCAGUUACAUCCCCUCUCCAGCUGUAUUAUUGAUACAGCUUUUUGACUACAUAAUUAGUUUACUUCAGUGAAAUUGCUUAUUGUGGUAGCUCAAGAUGCCAGAUCAACUGUGUUGAUACAAAGGAAUUUGGUGCCUCAUUAUUGCUAGAGUGUUAUGACUAUCCCUGGAUUUUCCCAUAUUUUGGUCCUUGGCAUAUUACAUCCAAAAGUAGAAUAAUGGAGAAUCUAAUUAAAUUUCACAUUUUAUGAAGAAAUCGAAUACAUUUUCAGUAAGUACUCAUAUUGCUCGAUUGAGUUCCCCCAAGAGUGUAUAUGUAAAUCGUCUCUUAUUCUUACCUCCUUAGAAACUUACAGGUAUCGGGAAAUGACUGAGCUUGAGCAGGCUGAGGCCCAGCUCUCUGAGUUAGAACUGCUGGCCAGUAUGUUCCCCAGUCAGAAGGAGUUCAUAGUGAAUGACCAACUGGCUUUAGCCGAACUGAAAGAUUGUAUUGAAAAGAAGACCAUGGAGGGGCGAUCUUCAAAAAUUUACUUUACUGUAAAUAUCAACCUAGAGGUGUCUGAGAAAGAAAUGGUGAUGUUUUCACUGGCCUGUAUUCUUCCUUUCAAAUACCCUGCAGUGCUGCCUGAAAUCACCGUCAGAUCAGUAUUAUUAAGUAGAUCCCAGCAGACUCAGCUGAACACAGAGCUGCAUGCAUACCUGCAAAAGAACUGUUGUGGAGAUGUCUGUAUAUUGAAUGCCACCGAGUGGGUUAGAGAACAUGCCUCUGACUACAUCAGCACAGACUCCACAUCUUCCGCCACCACAGGAAGUACAGCCCAGUCACUCGAUCUCAUUCUCACGCGCCUCUGGAUCUAUAGCCAUCACAUCUACAACAAAUCCAAAAGGAAGAAUAUUCUAGAAUGGGCGAAGGAGCUUUCCCUGUCUGGGUUUAGCCUGCCAGGAAAGCCUGGUGUUGUGUGUGUAGAAGGGCCACAAAGUGCCUGCGAAGAAUUCUGGUCAAGACUCAGAAAAUUAAACUGGAAGAGAAUUUUGAUUCGCCAUCGAGAAGACAUUCCUUUUGAUGGCACAAGCGAUGAGCUGGAAAGACAAAGAAAGUUUUCCGGUUUUGAAGAGAAAGCGUUCAGUGCUGACGGAGCCAGAGGGAACCACAUGGACUUCGGUCAGCUGUAUCAGUUUUUAAAUGCCAGAGGAUGUGGGGGUGUUUUCCAGAUGCUCUUUGGUGUGGAGGGACAAUGACUGAGCAGAGGAGUGGUUGCAGCUGCUGUUCCAGAUGGCUUAGCUGCAAGGUGAUAUUGCCUUCAUCAGUCUACGUCUUUGAAAAUGUGGAGCAAAGACCCAUGUCAAUCCAUGCUGGGCAUUUAGCCUGAGUGAGAAGUAAACUUUCGAUGUGGUAUACCAGGGGUCAGCAAACUACAGCCUCCCUCCCAUCCAUCCCACCCGUCUGUUUACUGAUCGUAUAUGGCUGCUUUCACACUACAGCUACAGAGCUGAGAAGUCUCCCCAGAGACCACAGAGCCUGCAAAGCUGAAAAUCAUUACGUCUGUCCCUUCAUAGAAAAGGUUUUCAGACCCUGUUAGACAAUUACACAUACUCCUGUGGUCUCACUUGAGCCCCUGGGUGGUGCAAACAGUUAACACACUUGGCUGCUAAAUAAGAGGUUGGAGGUUCGAGUCCACACAGAGCUACCACAUAAGAAAGGCCUGGCAAUCUGCUUCUGAAAAAUCACCUGUUGAAAACUUUGUGGAGCACAGUUGUACUCUGACACACAUGGGGUCAUCAUGAGUUGGAGUCAACUCAAUGGCAACUGAGGGAAAAAGUGGUCUCAAUUGCUACCUACACAUUAAUGACUCCUAGAUUAUUUAUCUCUAGAGUGAUACCUGAGUUCCAGACCCACAUAAAUAGCCACCUGCCUUUUUAAGAGUAAGAGUAGACAUCUCCACCUUAAGACCAAGAUGCGGGGUGGAGGGAGUCACAUUUUUGUAAAUUUUUCAGAAGUGAUAUAGCUGUCUCUUUUCCCUCCAACACAGUUCUUGAAUUGGGUGAUUCUGGAGGGGCACAGACAGUUUUGAUACCCAUUUUUGCUGCAAAUUGGAAAGAUACUUCGGAGCAGUUCAAUAAAAAAAGUAACAGAAUCCUGAUUCAGAUGUAAAUGAAUCAUUUUCAGUUUGACUUAUUAAAGAGCUGAGAGGAAAUUCAUAUAAAUGUAUUGAAAAUGAUUUUUUUUAAAACUGGAAAAAAUGAGCUGAAAUCUGUAGAAAUUAUUGGGAAGCAAAUUCUAAUGCAAAGUAGUUAUUCAUGAUGAACAGAGUAAAUCUCGAAUAGAAAUAAUAGAUUCUUGAAUUGUUUGGAAUUGGAUUAUUUGGAAUCCAGUUAAUGAGAAGUGCAUGUCAUAAGAACACAUUAGAAAAAGACUUAAAUCUUACAUGAAUAAUGACAUCAACAUUGUAAAAGUUAGAGAACGCUUGCUGCAAUGAGGCUGUUGAUGGCAAUGUGGUCAGUGAGUAUUAGCCACUGCAUAGGAACACUUGAAAUGACCUGAAACACUUCAGCCUGUAUGUGAAGGAAACUUGAGAGAAAUUUUUCCCAAGUUUGACAAUGAGCCAAAAUUUUCUUGACUUUACUGAUAAUGAGUGAUGAAGCUAAAAUAAUUUUUUCUAAACUGAUUUAAUUAUAAAAGCUUUUUUUUUGAUGAAGGUCAUGCUAGAGGAAAGCCUGAAUUACCUGCUGUUCUUUCUAUGGCAAAUGUUUCCAAGUCAUUGUCCUGUGAAGUAGUGAUCAAAGUGUAUGCAGACAAAAAAUGCAGGAAGAAGUGUAGUAGAGGUGUGACAGGCAGUUACUUAAUAAAAUAUGUUGUUUUGCUAGACUCUGUGAUGUUUGUUGUAUUUAUUGGCUUUUUUAAAAUGGCUAUGUUUUGUGAUUUUUGUUUUUUCUCUUUCCAAAUAAAUGUUCACUUUUAACCUAAUCUUGUAUCCUUUAUCCUGAAGAGGGUGCCAAAAAUUGUGUAAGCUUCGGGCCCCACUAAAACAUGAAUCCAGUACUGAUGUAAUUAAAAGUUUUUCUUGGAAUAAUGUUCAGAAUAAACCCGAGAAGAAAAAUGAUCAAUAGUCUUAAGAUAAAUGUGAUGGUAUUUUAAAAAAUUGUCUUGCUGUAGUUUUUGUAGCUUUUUUUCUUUUAAAUUAGAGAAAACCUAGCUUUAUUUAAACUCUUAACCACUGGCAAAUUGAAAUGCUUUUAUUCAAGCAAGUGUGUUGGCAAAUAUUUUCAGAUAUGCCAGGAAGCAGACAUUUUAUUAUCACUCUCCCCAUUUUUAAAGGGAACUACUUAAUAUGCUGCACUUGGGAGCAAAACGAGAAAGUCAGUCAAGAAAAGGGAAAACUGCAGGGAAGAGUGGAACUACUCGGGAAAACAACGAAAGGUCAGAAUCGCAAAAUUUGUCUGCAUAGCGGUCAGUCCGAUUGGAGUAGGUGACAGAAGGUCUUGGGAGGGAGGUUUCUAGAGAAAAAUGGCGGUGGGGUGGUUGAAGUAAAUGAAACAUCUAAUGAAGUGUGAAAAACUUCAGAUUAUUAACCAAAAUAAUGCAACAAAUAAAAAGGGAGGGAAAUACAUACUCCAGGAAAAACCAAAAGGUUCAAGAAUGGCAAAGUAACCCUUUAUACUACUUGGCUCUGCAGUAGACAGUAUUUAAAUAUCUACAACAAUAUUAAAACCUACUAACUUUUAAAAGAAAAAAUUCAGUGCCAAAAUAUAUUAGACUUAAUCGUGUGCAUAAAACAGAAUGGAAAUGUUACCAGUUUGGGCAAAGUGAAGUCUAGGAUCAGAUGACAGAAA
Messenger RNA from Trichechus manatus latirostris (Florida manatee), 5084 nucleotides. RefSeq names its product RWD domain containing 2B (gene RWDD2B). The record is from RefSeq and is a predicted model, not a curated record. Gene Ontology annotation, molecular function: protein binding. The transcript has 5 exons. Bases 1620 to 2492 code for a protein of 290 amino acids. NCBI's taxonomy places the organism in Eukaryota, Metazoa, Chordata, Mammalia, Sirenia, Trichechidae.